Dentiscutata heterogama is the source of this 171-nucleotide messenger RNA. The record is from the annotation of a GenBank genome assembly. NCBI's taxonomy places the organism in Eukaryota, Fungi, Glomeromycota, Glomeromycetes, Diversisporales, Gigasporaceae.
AUGGAUUCUGUGUCAGGUUAUGCAUAUCCAAUAAUUGUUGUAGGUCUGGGUUAUAAGAAUUUUCCUAACAAGAGGCUAAGAGUUGAAAUAAAUAAAGAUUCAAGUCUGCUACAUAUUGGAGAUAAACUGAACAUUGCACUUUAUAGCUCUCCCAAAAUUGUAAUAGCAUUG